GCCUGGCUUCCGUUCCCGUUGUGUGAGGGGCUGAAUCCCAAACGGCCUCCGCGCUGCCGCCGCCGCCGGGCUCUGGAGCGGGGCCGGGGGGUUCGGCCUUGGGCUGCAGCCUCCCCGCCGCUUCUCCCUCCUCGUUUCUUCCCUCCAUCUCUCCCCCUUCUCGCUCCGCUCUCCUUUUCCCUUCAGUCGGGCCCAUCUCUCCCUUCCGCGCCCCUUCCCUUUCCCCCCCCCUGGGCCGAGCCCGUUGCCCCCCUCAGCCCCGCCGCUCCCCGGGGCCUUCUGGGCCUUCGCCAUGUCGCUGCAUGGGAAGCGGAAGGAAAUCUAUAAAUAUGAAGCUCCUUGGACGGUUUACGCCAUGAAUUGGAGCGUCCGGCCGGAUAAGAGGUUCCGGCUGGCUUUGGGCAGCUUCGUGGAGGAGUAUAACAACAAGGUGCAACUUGUUGGGUUGGAUGAAGAGAGCUCAGAGUUCAUUUGCAGGAACACCUUUGAUCACCCCUACCCCACCACAAAGCUGAUGUGGAUCCCAGACACUAAGGGAGUCUAUCCAGACCUGUUGGCCACCAGUGGUGACUACCUGAGGGUGUGGAGAGUGGGUGAGACAGAGACCCGGCUGGAGUGCUUGCUGAACAACAACAAGAACUCUGAUUUCUGUGCUCCACUAACAUCAUUUGACUGGAAUGAAGUGGAUCCUUACCUUCUGGGUACCUCUAGUAUUGACACAACCUGCACUAUUUGGGGUCUGGAGACAGGACAGGUUUUGGGAAGAGUAAAUCUGGUCUCUGGUCAUGUGAAGACUCAGCUUAUUGCACAUGACAAAGAGGUUUAUGACAUAGCAUUCAGUCGUGCAGGUGGUGGCAGGGAUAUGUUUGCUUCAGUUGGUGCAGAUGGCUCUGUGAGGAUGUUUGAUCUCCGCCACUUGGAGCACAGCACCAUCAUCUAUGAGGACCCCCAGCACCACCCCUUGCUACGUCUCUGCUGGAAUAAACAGGAUCCUAAUUACCUUGCUACGAUGGCCAUGGAUGGCAUGGAGGUGGUUAUUCUGGAUGUCAGAGUUCCCUGCACUCCUGUUGCCAGGUUAAACAACCACAGAGCAUGUGUGAAUGGAAUUGCUUGGGCACCUCACUCUUCCUGCCACAUUUGUACAGCAGCUGAUGACCAUCAGGCUCUCAUCUGGGAUAUCCAGCAAAUGCCUCGUGCCAUUGAGGACCCAAUCUUGGCUUAUACAGCAGAGGGAGAAAUCAACAAUGUACAGUGGGCAUCCACUCAGCCAGACUGGAUAGCAAUCUGCUACAACAACUGCCUGGAGAUUUUGAGAGUGUAACAUGACUGCUUCGUGCCACACUGAGGCAGGGCUGUGUGAUUUCCCCUCCCCUCUAAAGUAAGAACAACACAAGUGGCCAGUAUCUCUUGUUGCUUUGCAUCUGCUCUUACAAGAAACUGGUAGAAGAAUCAAUGGCAGGUGUCUCCUGUCUCUCCAAGACUCUUUAAAUGCAGAGACAUGCUGAGCCUCUUGGACCUUCUGGGUUCUGUUUUUCUUUUUUGUUUGUUUUUAUGGUUUUUUUUUCUCAGUUAAAGUUCUGUAUAUUUGUUUGUUGACUGUAAUAAUAAGCUUGCAGGCUUUUAAGUUGCUGAAUAUGUCCCUGUGUUUGUCAACCAGCUGAGGCAGCACCUCCAACUGGUUUAAUAGGUGCAGAUCUAAAACAAGGUGGGGGGGAAAAGACAUUGAUGUCCACAGCCACCUUGGCAGGAAUAUUUUACCAUUCCUCUUGUUGCUGCCUCCAAACUGUUGAAACAUUUGUAUGGUUUUUAUAUAUUGGGCUAACUUUCUAUUGAAGUAAGGUGGUUUUUUUUCCUCCCUAAUUCUUACUUUUGAUAUGUGAUCCACUUCCAUAUGCCCCAAGAUUCUCUCUUAGUUGAUCACAGGAGCACUGCAGGCUCCCUGACAGUCAAGGCCUGCCAGAAUUAACUGUUGCCUUGGCUCUCAACACCUGGUUACCUGGGCAGAAUUUUCUGGUGCUGUGAAGUACAAAUACUUGUUGCACAAUUUUCUUGACACUUUUCUGCUGCUAGAGGCACUUGUUACUCUGGUGGGCCUUAUUUUUCAAUGCUAACUGAAUUUGCCUGUCUCCUGCAGUUGUGUUAGAGCAGAAUGGUUUCAGAAAGGAGAUAGAUGGCUGACUGAAGCUCCCAGGAGAGAAAUGCCUCCUGACAAAAUGUGAUUUGCAAUGGGCUGGGGAUUGAUACUUCCAAUCAAAUGAUUUCCCCCAGGAAGACUUCCUGUCUAAAGCAAAAUAAAAUGGUUUCACACUUUGUAACUUGCUUGAUUGGCAAAUAAUACAAGCAAGAUUUUGUGGUUAGCCUGGACCUUGGAGCUUCUUUGCAUUUGGCCUGUGUUCCUGGGAGUUCUUGAAAAGCAAUCUUUUUUCUUUUUUUUCUGAAGUCUCUUUGCUUUUUUACUGUCAGGGCUUGUUGGAAAAGCUGCUCCACUCCCCAAGUGCAAGCUCUUUGCUCAGAAAGAAAUAGUUCCCUAAUGUAAUGCAGAAGGAUGGGCUUAAAAGGAACUAAACUGUGCCACAGAGGCUGAGGUUUAGCACUUGUCAUCCUCUGUAUCUUUUGGGGAUGUGCCCAAGGGCUUCUCUUUUGAAUAGUGGCUUGCUCUCCAGUAAUGCUUUUCAAUCAGAGCUGAGUGGAUUAGGCAAGAUCAAAAUCUUAGGUGAUAAAACAGCUCCUGGGCUCUCCUGAUGCUGCAGACUUGACAGGCAGAGCUGAGCUGUAGUGGCUGAGUGGGGAUGGAAAUGUCAGAAACUAUCCAAGUUGUCUUUUUUAUCUAAUGAGUAAUCACCUGCAGCUGGGGGCAGGAUUUGAAGUAGGACACUGGCAAACUCAAAUCUUGUCAUUUUCUGCAGGGAAAAGCAAUUGCUGUGAAACACUGAGGCUGAUGCUCCAAGUGCUGUCAAGUCCUGAGCAGAAUUUUGGAAGAGUUUUGUCAUUCUGGAUGUACAAAACUAUUCUUUCAGGCUGCUUGGAAAAGCAGCACCUUGAGAAUUUUAUCUGAGUUCAUUAGGGAGAGGUUUAUUCCAUCCCUCCUUUUACUACUGAGGAGGACAGGUCAUGUUUUGCCAAUCACAUUCUGUGUUCAGCUGUGGGAUUUCUUAUUUUAUUUUUUUUUACAGAAAGCUCCAUUUAAUUUGAAGGUCAUUUUUUUUUUUUCUUAUUAGCAGCAGUGCUGAGAGGAGUGAAUUCCAUCUGACCUGGAUGUCACAACAGUCUUAACCAAUUAGCUUAGCUCUUUUUCCAACAGCACUUCCACUGCAAAAUGAAGUUCAAAUUAGGAUUUUCUUAAAUCCUAAUGGCAUCCACUGCUUCAGGUACUCAUCAAAACCUGUACACAGGCUGGGCAGGUACUAUUUAAUUACAAAUAUUAGGUGUAAGAUGCUGUGUGACUAAAGGGGAACUACUAUCAGUACUUCCUGUCAUCCCCUUUAUGCUUGAAAGCCUCAAUCUUGUGAGGAAGAGAUGAAUGCAGUUGUUGCUUGGCUUAAAAAUGCCUCUUUUGCAACUGUGGAACUGGGGUUUAAAAAAAUAUCACCUCAUUUAAUUGAAAAUGAAGAGACUAAAAGACUCCAGGCUGUACAAAAUGGCAAAUGCAGUUUAUUCGUGCAGGAAUCCAAUCUGUUACUCUUAAGAUGAUGAGAAGAGAGGAUGUAAUAAGGAGUUAAUACUCUGAAUAACCAGGUAGCUUUUGCUACUGCUGGAAAAUAAUCCUGUUAUGAACCUGAAGAGGCUCUAGUGCCAGUCCUUGCAUCCAUAAAACUGCUUGGAGUUUAUCUGGGUGCUUAUUCCAAACUCCAAGGCAAGUGAGGAGGAAUCUUGGAGGCUCCAGUGGACUCUAAAUAAAACCUAUAUCUGUUUUAUUUAGGUACUGUUUUUUAGCCAGUACCUUCUGGAUCUCCAGCAUCUUGCUUUGGGGCAUAAUCCAUUGUCAUUUUUCAUCUGAAAUGACAUUUGAAAUUUACAUUUGAAAAUGAGAAUUUUCAUAUGAAAUAGCUUGGAAAAAAUUGAAGCUGUUUUGGGAAAGGGAAAUGCUACUUUAAAGUAGCUUCUUCUCAGGAAAGUCACUGGAAAGGUUAAUGACUGAAAAGACAGAAGAAUCCUCCUGGGUGAGAUGUUCUGCAGUGCAAAUGACACUUCCACAUCAAGAAGAAAAGGAGAGACUUUGGUGCCCUUUUGCCAACACCUGCUGACACAGGGAGCUCUCUACCUGCUGCUUCAGUUUCUUUGCAAGAUAAAUAAAACCCUGAGACUCCUCACUGCAGCCUCUGAACCAGAAGAGAAGAGUUUCUCCUAUUUCACCAGCUUUCCAUCCAAUUUAUUGAGGGUGAAGCCUCUUGGUUUUCCCCCAAAUUAAUGAAAAUUCUUUAUUAUUUUGUGCUUCCUGCAGAAACAGAGCAACUGCUUUCAAAUGCCUCCUAUUCCUUGAGCUGAAAGUAACUUUAGGGAAAAACCUGAGCACCAAAUCCCAUGCUGGUGUUUGUUUGUACAGGCCAAAACUGAUUCUGGGACCAAAAUCUUUUUUUCUUGACUACUUCAUAGUUCUAUGGGACUUCUCCAGGUGAUGAAUUCAAGAUGCUGGGGGGCUAUUGGUUGAUUGUGACUUUGUGUUUAAACCCAGCUUUCCAUGGAUUCCUGCUGGAUGUGGAUAACCUGGUGCAAGGAGUCAACCUUGAGCUUGUAAAACUCAUUAGUGAGGUGAAAACCUGCUGCAAAUGAGUUGGCUGUCCAAUUAGCAUGUAGGGUGCCAACUCCAAUUAUUUAAAUGAGAUGGCCUAUGGUUGCUUGCAUCUAGGGGACUUGUAUUUCAGUGUCCAGGGAUUUAAAAAGCCAGGAUAAGAGUGCUUUGACAAUCUGUGUAGAAAGAAAAACCAGUGGUUUCAAGUAAUGAGCUGAAAGGAGACUGAUAAUACAGGUUGUUCCUGCUGGAACCUUGAAAUGUACUUAACGGGGGAGGCAUUGCCUCUCAUAAGUCAAAGUUAAUGAUCCUUUCAAACCUUCACUGUAAUUAGUCUUCUGAAUGUUCUGGAUAAUAGUAAAAAGAUCUAUUUUUUGCCUGGUGUUGCAAUGAGAGAGCUUCAUCAGUCCCAACUGUGGAUCACUGCCUGCCAGGGACUAGGUGAGGGGAGGAGUCCAAUAAAUAGGAAUUCACAGAUGCUCUUGUGCUUGUUUUCAGUCUAAAUGGAGCAAGCUGAGUGUGUCUGUUUUCUUCUCUUGCAGAUGGCACUUUAACAAGUAUAUUUUUGGUAAGAUUGGAGGGAGAGGCAGCUUUUCCUCAGCCCUUUUGUGGUAGGCAUUUAUCUGUGUUUUGGAGAAAAUGUUAAAUACAAGAGUCACUGAAACUCUCAACUGGCUGCAGUUGUCAGGACCUAGUGCACCCUCAUCUGUGCUGAACACCAGGAGCACUUGACAACACAGUUCCUGUCACACUGAAGCUCUGAGACUGACACAUCCCAAGUCAUGGAGUGCUGCUUGUCACCCAGAGAGUCCCUUUUCCUUUGUUUAUAUCCUUUUUGUUGUCUGUAAGUGAUGGCAGCAGUGACAGGUUGGCUGUGUCAAAAUGUAGCUGGAUUCUUUUGAUACCUUCUUUUUCUGAGAGAAAAAACCCUGCAGCUGCUGUCUGUAAAUCCCCACGAUGGAAAUGUCAGAGUUUGUCAGUUUGUUGGGUUUCAACUCUUUCAGGACAUACUGAAAAGAAUGAAGGGCAGCAAGGGCAAGCUCUUGGCUCAAGGGAUUUCUUUGCACAAUUCCAUCCAAGUGCUGAAGGGUUUUGUCUUCCCACUCCAGCCUAGAAAAGUGGUUUAACCCUCAGCUCCAAAGUGUUCCCUGUCAGUAAACACAACUUCUCUCUGGGAUCUCCCAACUUCUCUCUGGGAUCUCCCAACUUCUCUCUCUGGGAUCUCCCAACUUCUCUCUGGGAUCUCCCAACUUCUCUCUGGGAUCUCCCAGCUUCUCUCUUGGAUCUCACAACUCUCUGGGAUCUCCCAACUUCUCUCUGGGAUCUCCCAGCUUCUCUCUUGGAUCUCACAACUCUCUUGGAUCUCACAACUCUCUGGGAUCUCCCAACUUCUCUCUCUGGGAUCUCCCAACUUCUCUCUCUGGGAUCUCCCAACUUCUCUCUCUGGGGUCUCCCAACUUCUCUCUCUGGGGUCUCCCAACUUCUCUCUGGAGUCUCCCAACUUCUCUCCGGGAUCCCCCAACUUCUCUCCUGGAUCUCCCAACUUCUCUCUCUGGAGUCUCCCAACUUCUCUCUGGGAUCUCCCAACUUCUCUCUCUGGGAUCUCCCAACUUCUCUCUCUGGGAUCUCCCAACUUCUCUCUCUGGGAUCUCCCAACUUCUCUCUCUGGGAUCUCCCAACUUCUCUCUCUGGGGUCUCCCAACUUCUCUCUCUGGGGUCUCCCAACUUCUCUCUCUGGGGUCUCCCAACUUCUCUCUCUGGGGUCUCCCAACUUCUCUUUGGGCUCUCCCAACUUCUCUCUCUUGGAUCUCCCAGCUUCUCUCUGGCAUCUCCCAGCUUCUCUCUGGCAUCUCCCAGCUUCUCUCUGGGAUCUCCCAACUUGUCUCUUGGAUUUAUUUCCUCCUUUCUCCUGGCAGCCUGAGAUUCCAAAGCAAGCCUCUAUUUACAGUGGACAUCAAAAGGGGAUAUCCAAGAUCAGUCCUGGAAUGAGCAAGGUACUGUCCAUGAUGUCCCUGGGCUGGGAAUUAAUUGUCUGGCACUUCAAGAGCAUUUUCUGACCCUAAUUUAAGGGGUGCAGCUCUCUUUCCCCUCUGCUUCCCCAAGAAGAGUCAGAAACAUCUCAUUUUCAAGAGUGUUGAGAAGAGUUGAGCAUGUCCCUGACUCCUUUUGGUUAGGAAGAAAUUUCCAGACCUUCUAAUUAGCACCUUUCACCAGCACUAAAAAUGCAGCUAAAUCCCAGGCACUGGAUGCUCACCCAGCAACUUGUGGCAGAGUCCAGAGGCAAAAGCAGUUGUGGGGCUUGUUUGCUGCUGCCUCAUUUCAGAUGACAACUUUGCCAAGUAUCUCAGUGGCCAAACAUCAAGUUUGAAUUUCCAUAACCAUAAAAAAUUAAAAAAAAAAAAACCCUGUGGCUUCCAUAAAGUUUAUUUCUUUGCAUAAAAUCUAACAAAAUGAAGAAAUAAGCUUUUUUUUUUUCCUGAAAAAGUCCUGUUGCCCAUGUUCCAGCUCUCAUCCCUUGGAGUUUACUUCUUUUUGGAAGAUGUGUGGCUCUCAGGUCUCCUGUUCCAAGGUGAGAAUCAGUCUGUCAACCCUGACCAAAGGCAGAAGUGCAAGAACCAGUCAGUGAAAGAGUCGUGGUACAGCUGAGAAAUAAUACAUUGCUUUUCUUGACAAGCUGGGAAAUAUGAUGACAUUUUACUAUUUAAAAGACAGGUUUUUUUCUGAAAAAAAAACAAAACCAACCUUGGGUUGCUAGCAGUGUAAAAUGUAAUUUAAAUCUGUUGCAUUUUUGUUAACCUGUAGCCAAGUAGAUGUUUACUUUUUUCUGUGUGUUUUUCCCUUCUCCUCUUCCCAUUCACAAUCCCCUUGUGGUAAUUUCCUGAAGGUGUAAUCUUUGUAGCAUGAUUGUACAAAACAUCCAUGUGAGAUUCCUGACUUCUUGUUCUCACUAAAAUAUGUUCAAGCAAUAGUAGUUUUAUUCCUGUCCUUCUUUUCUUCCCCCUCUCUAUUGAGAUUUUUCCACCUCUCCUCCUGUCCUAGAGGAAUCCUGGUAUCCUGCCAUCCAACAGGUAUGGAUAACUGCAGUGUCCUUAUAUUCCUUUCUUUUUAUGGAGAAAACACAAAAAGCUUUUGUUACAAUGGAUUUUAACACCUGAGUCAUGGAACCAUCUUUGGUGAAACUGUCAAUUUUAAGGCAAUUUUCUGAAAUGGCUUGAAAAGUGGAAUGUUGCAUCCUUUUAUGCUAUUUUCUUGCUUCCUAUGUAGUUUUCUGCAGAUUUUUUAACCUUCUUUCUAAGUUCCAGCCUCCUGUGUAUUAGGUACAGUAUUUUCUGCCUUUCAUACUUUGUAAUAAAAAUGGAACAUUUGUAGAUUGA
Messenger RNA from Calypte anna (Anna's hummingbird), 8103 nucleotides. RefSeq names its product DDB1 and CUL4 associated factor 7 (gene DCAF7). The record is from RefSeq and is a predicted model, not a curated record. The coding region runs from base 293 to 1321 and encodes 342 amino acids. NCBI's taxonomy places the organism in Eukaryota, Metazoa, Chordata, Aves, Apodiformes, Trochilidae. Gene Ontology annotation, molecular function: protein binding. Gene Ontology annotation, cellular component: nucleus. The transcript is spliced from 7 exons.